Messenger RNA from Gryllus bimaculatus (two-spotted cricket), 10398 nucleotides. The record is from the annotation of a GenBank genome assembly. NCBI's taxonomy places the organism in Eukaryota, Metazoa, Arthropoda, Insecta, Orthoptera, Gryllidae.
GCUUUCUCCAAGCACCUGUGCAUCCUAUUUCGUUUCGUAUUUUGGAAUGGUUUCAUGUUUUCGCGAUGGCUGUGCGAGUGAGAGUAGGGGCUUUAAAAUAUGUAUUAUAUGUAUAUAAACGUGUAAUAUGUGGCACUUUUUAAGUUCUCGUUACGUGUUAGAAAGGAUGUUCGUUUGUAGUUUAUUCGUGAAUUUGGGUGAGUGGCCACUUAUCCGUUAGUGCUUUCAAUCCUACAAUUCGGUGCCUGACAACUGUGCGUAGGCUAGACCAGGGCCAUGACAGGAAGGUGAAGAAUGAAAUAGUGUCAAAGUUAUUGAAUGUGGAGUGCUAUUUCGCGUUUAUUUUCAAAGACGAAUUCAAAUUCAAGAAAUAGUGAACCAGUCAGUGACACGAAAAUCAUGGAUCGAGGUGAAGAUCGCCGACGAACCACCGCUGACUGGGAGCCACAGGAUACUUACGACACUCGGCAGGCGAAGCAGCGCGCCUCCGUGAAGUGGCUGCUGUCGAAGGCGUACAACAACCGAGUGCCCGACAACCUGCGCGAGCCCUUCUACCGGGAUCAUGAGGACCAGGAGCAUCUGAAGCCGCAGGUGGUGCACGCGCUGGCGAGCGCCGAGCUGUACUGCCUGGCGCUGGCCAACAUCUACUCGGACCCCAACUACCACAACCUCAACCACUGGGGCGUGCUGCAGGCGCUGGGCCGCAAGGGGGUGUUCGCCGCGGAACCGCCCGACGCGCGCCUCACGGAGACGGUGCUCAUCCAGACGACGCCGCUGCGCCUGAGCGCGCACAUGGCGGUGAUCGAGGCGCUGAUGGCGCUGUACGCCAAGGAGGUGGUGACGCCCGACCGGGUGCUGGUGGCGGUGCAGCGCUUCGGGCCGCAGCACGGUGCGGGGGCGGCGGAGGAGCCGGAGGCGGCGCUGCCGGCCGACCACGAGGCCGGGCUACUGUUGUGGGUGAACCGCGCUGGACAGGCCCUGCGCCGGCGCGCCCGACAGGAGAUGGACGCCACGGCCGCCUCCCCCGCCCCCGCAGACGGCAAGAACGCUGAGAGUGAUCGGUCAGCCUCUACGCCCACUGCCCUUCCUGACCUGCCAAUUGUCCGGGAGUGGAAAGACCUAAGUAAUGGGAUAAGCUUGGCAGCACUGGUAUCUUUCUACUGUUCUGAAGAACUACCAUGGUCACAAGUGGUGGUUGGCCGUGUGCCCUCCAUCUCGGACUCCAUGCACAACCUCAUGCUGGUAUACAACUUUUGUAACCGCUGUUUACCUGCUUCUGUGUUCCACAUGAUGCCUGAGGAUGUCACAUAUAUGCAAGGCUCUAUGAAGCAGAACCUGAUAGUCUUCCUGGCUGACCUCUUCAAUGUGCUAGAGAUCCAUCCUGUGAAAUGCGUGCGCUUUCAGGGCACUGACCGGGCCCUAUGGAAGGAAGUGUCAAAAUCUGCUCCAACCAUUCAAACGUCCAUGCCUUUGAAGAAGUCCCACUCCUUACAACCAGCUGAUAUACAUGGAAAAGGUGGUGAUAGCACGUCACAAGAUGACAGGCGUGGUGGAGGUGAAGAAGCGUUCGUGGUGCACCGGGGUCGUGCUGUGCCUACAUUAGCAUCUGUAGCCCAGUCCUCAGAUGAGCCCUUGAUUCCUGCAAGAUUACGGCCAGCAAAAGAGAAACAAAACCAGGAUAGCAAAGCAGAAGAGCGUGGUGAACCAGUUGCUGCAGGUCGGCCUUCCAACUGGGAGGAGCAGCGUCGCAGUUCCUAUGCAGGUCGGCGUUCUAGGCGAAACUCUGUUUCGGAUGAUUCGCAGCUGACACUUGAAAAUUUCGGAGGAUCUCAAGAAAAUUUACACCUAUUAACUCGCAAUCCAGAUAAAGAGCCAGCUGUGCAUGUGGGGCGCAAAACCUCUGCACCCGAGAGCCCCUCCCCUGCCACAGCUGUACGUUCAAGUCUACAAGAUGCUCGGAGCUGUGGUGUUGAAAUGCUCUUCAGUGGCAGUGCAGAUAACGGGUAUUAUUCUGGUGAGAAAAGGGAUGAAGAAAAACCAACGACUACAACUGCAGCACAUUACCCUCCUCGAGAACCAGCAGAACCAACUCCUACAGCUACUAGUUUUGCAGAACUAUCUCGCGUAAAGGCAGAUGCAAACAAGAGCAUCAAUAUUAGUUACAUGCAGCAAGAACGUGAAAGUGAUGGAACCGGAGCAAACAACGGUGGAGCCCCCCCAAAAUCCAGCUUCCUCAACAAGAAAGUCAAUGGUACUGGAGGAAGUACGAAUGGUAAUGCUGAAAAAAAGACAACUUUUGCAGCACUUCCUAAUAACACAACAACGUGGCAGCAGCAGAGUUCAAAUAGUCAAAUGAUGCAUCAGGCUGAGUCUCAACAGGAUAGUGAUGAUGGUUCCAGUCACGUGAUGGCAUCACAACUCCAUAACAUUCGAAUGAAAUUAGAAGAGAAACGCCGGCGCAUUGAAAGUGAAAAGCGUCGAAUGGAAGUGGUAAUGAACAAGCAACGCCAGAAAGUAGGCAAAGCUGCUUUUCUCCAGGCUGUUACCAAAGGCAAGGGCUCGCUCGCUAAGGGCGCGGAGCCGGAGUCACAGAACAAGGACUCGAGUGCUGCAGUAGAGCCCUCGGCCUCGCGCCCUCAGAGGCCCCUCUCCCUGCAGGAAAUCAGUGAGGAUGCUUCAUCUGUGGAACACAAGUGGUUGGACAAUACUUUACCUUAUAUUGAAGAGCGGCGUACCCCAGACAUUGAAAAUAUGGAUCUGGAGCAGUAUCAGCAGUCACUGGCACAAAUGAAUUCAAGUCUGCAUGAAAUUCAAGCAGACAUUCAACGACUGGCAUCACAACAACAUCAAAUUCAAGGCUUGCAUUCACAACCAAUACCUCAGGCUUCAGUGGGUUAUACACAGCCCUCGCCACCUCCACCACCGCCACCUGUGCAGCAGACUUUCCAACCUCAGCCACAACCUCAGUUUUACCUCCAUGAACAACAGGCUCACCGGCGCACAUGGGCACAACCUGAGGUGCCAGCAGGACCCUUCGCAGCCCAGGAUGGGCGAACACUUUGGGGGUCUGACAGGCAUCAAAAACAGCAACCAGCGUCCUACAACUGCCAGCCUGCCAGUGGUUUCAUGCUGCAUGAUCCCCAUGGAAGUGCAUACCCUUUGCAACAUGCGGGUAAUGGUGAUGUGCGAUACCACAAUGGUGAGCAGUCGCAUGCAUAUCACCACCAUCACCACCACUUACCACCCACUGGCAUGUCGCAGACACCACCUCAGCAUCACAGCUUGGGUGUGAAUCAUGUGGCAUAUCCUGUCACAAGCACCUCACCCUCAGGCAGUGGUGGUUAUCAGUCAUUCCAGCUACACCAUGGAGCUGGAGAUGCGUCUCCUAGCCCUUAUUCUGGCACUCCACCCAGUGCUUCGCCUGUACACCGCACAGCAACUGUGCAGCAACGCAUCAGUCAAAUGCUGGGUCAAGAGUCUACUGACAUUAAAGUAGAUGAAAAGAACAGGACAUCAUCAGGCGUGAUGCAUGCGCCUAUUCCCACUCCUCCAGUCGAUGAUAUGGAGCCUCAGAGCAUCUCUUUUAUUGGUACACCCAGUACAGAAGAAGGGCUGGCCCAAAGUAUAAAGGGGUUGCAGAUUACAAGUGGAAGUCGCACGUAUCGAAUCCCGUCUCCUACACGACCUGGUAUAUCUCGGUCGGCUUUCCAUCAUCAGCACCAGCAACAGCAACAGCACCAGCACCAGCAACAGCACCAGCAACAGCACCAGCAACAGCACCAGCAACAGCAGCAGCUGCAGCAGCAUCUACCCGAGCUGCCAGAUGGCCGAGUAGCAUCUCCCACUGAGAACCAUCAGGAUGGGGGAGAAAGUGUGGGAGGAACUGAAAAGGGAUUUUAUAUCUCCUUUGAUAAUGAUGCACAACCAAAAAGGCCAAAGCCACCUUUACGUGUGAAACGCUCUUCUCCCAAAAAGGAACGACCUGUUGCUCAGCAUGAGAGCAUGUUCCUAUCAGAACGUGAAGAACCUUUAGGAAGUGAACCGGUUGCACCUGGGACCUUCCAAGAGGAACCUUGUGCUCGUACGGAUAUUCCUACUCCUUCAUCUAUGGGUUCUACACCAGGCACCAGCGAUUCCAAGGCUCAGGCUGCUGCUUCUGGUGUAGGGCUGGUCAUUGGGACAGAGCUUCUCAAUCCAGAUCCUACUGUUUUAGAUGAAAUGGAACGGAAAAAGGAGCGCAUCAUGUUGCUGUCACUACAAAGGCGUCAGCAACAAGAAGAGUUGAAAGCUUGCAAGGAACAGGAAGCACAGCGAAGACGUGACUUACAGAAGUUGCGUCAAGAGGAGCGUGAACGUAAGAAGGAGGAGGAACGUUUGCGUCGGGCUGCUAUUUUAGAACAGUAUAAGCUAAAAAAGGCUAUUGAGGAAGCUGAACGAGAGGGCAAAUUACUUCCUGAAAAGCCGGAGAUGACUGUAGCAAAACCAGUACCAAAAUUGCGCAACAAGUCGUCAACAAUGCGACCGCGACCCAAGACAAUUCAUGUGGAUAGUGGCAGCGUACAGGAACUCCAAGAAGGUGGUCUGAGCCCUAGCCGGUCAAAGAAGGGCUCCACUUCCAAUCUCACAGACUCGGUAUACAGUGCGCCCAUGAAGCGCGAUUAUUACCGGGGUUCUCAGGACAGUCUGGCUGACCGGCUUGACGAGCGAAGAGGCUUGGGGGCCUCCCUCUUCAAAGAUUCACCAGAUGAUGGCAGAGGAGCUUCACCCUGUCGAAGUGUCAAUCAACUGGGGAGACGUGGUUCAUAUAAAACAUCACGUGAUACGUCUGAGCCCCGCCAAACAAGAGGGUCUCAGAAAUACCCAACAUAUCAGGGCAACUUUAGGGGCCGCAAGUCGAAUUCACUCAUGAAUUUGUGCGACCCCAUGCCCACCUCUCCCGCUGGGAAAGAAGGGGAUCGUGUUAAAUCAAGUCGGCAAGGCCACAACUUUGAUGUGCCCCCAACUGUUUCCAGAUUUCGUCUGGUCUUCUCAUUGAAAUUUGCUGCGGCGCGCCGCGGCGAACCAAACGGCAUGUCAUUAGUAUACAGCUGUUCGAGCACUGAUCAAGACAGCAUGGUGUACCGUUAUGCAGACACCGACUCUGGGCUGGGCCGUGCUACUCCACCGCGGCGAGCGCCAUCUCCUGGCAUGAGCAGCAUGCGCCACCUCCCUUCGCCUUCAGGACCUGGUUCAUUGCCUCCUGGACUGAUGACAAAACGGCGCAUGUUUGACGAUGGCUCAAGUGACAUUAGUUCUACGCCAAGUUCUAUGAUGGAAUACACAGGACCACGACUCUACAAGCAGCCAGCUACGAAGUCCAACCGAGGAAUAAUGUUAAAUGCAGUGGAGUACUGUGUGUUCCCUGGUGCAGUCAACAAAGAGGCUAAACGGCGAGUACUAGAAGAAAUUGCACGAUCGGAAAGUAAACAUUUCCUUAUCCUCUUCCGGGAUGCUGGGUGUCAAUUCCGAGCACUGUACGCUUACUGCCCUGAACGCGAAGACGUUGCCAAGCUGUAUGGAACAGGCCCAAAACAAAUCACCGAUCGAAUGUUCGAUAAGUUCUUCAAGUACAAUUCAGGUGGAAAGUGCUUCUCGCAGGUUCACACCAAGCACUUGACAGUCACCAUCGAUGCCUUUACGAUCCACAACAGCCUCUGGCAGGGGAAAAAAGUAGCACUGCCCAACAAAAAGGACAUGCCUCUCGUCAUUUAGUCUGCUGGCAGUUGGACAAUGGAGACUGGUUGGCACUCACAUCAGUGGCGUAUGUUGACCAUAGUGUCAUUUGUGUCGUUGGCACAUGCGCUACUUUUGGUGCAUAUCCUGCUACUGCAAAGGUGCUUUCAAUAGAAUAAGCUGAAGUUGCUUCUUAUGACCUGUUCAACUGAUGGACUUGAAACAGACAUCAGCUCAGUUUGCAAGGGAUCUACAUGUUUCCAAUGUUUCAGUAUGUGUUGUCUGCCUGCAUGUGGGUACUAUCUACUUGCAAGAAUUGGUAUUCAUCACUGCUAGUUCUUUGCCAAGGUGCUCUGCACACCAUGAUUUUUGUUAUUUACAGUCUAUAAUUUUUCUUGUACAUUUCUUUGUUAUAUUUUUUUAACGUUUUGAGACAGAAUCGCUAGUGUAUGUUUGUGUAUAUGCAUGUGUGUGAGCAACUUGAUGUGAUUUAAGGUGUUGCAGACAAGAAUUUAAGGAUGUGCUUUUCUCAGAGGCCAGAUGUAUAAGUGUAUAUUGAGUAUGAAAUACUAUUUACCUUGAAUUAAAAACAAUUAAAUUGAUACUAAUUUCCAUGUAACAGAGCUCACAAACCACAAUGUGUAUUUUACUAAUGUUCUAAUUAGAUCUGUCAGGAUGAAAUGAAAUAGCAUGAAACAAAAAAAAAACAAAAAAAAAAAAAGCAAGAAAACGUGUUUAUUCCUGAUUUAUUUUGAAGAACAAUAGCAGUGUUGGGCAUUUCUCUUUGUAAAGCGUGCCCUGAAACUACAAAGAUAAUCAUUUCACAGAAGUCAUCUUUAGUUUAAUUGAAAAAACUAAGUUUUUUUUAAGUUAUAAAAUAUACAGAAAACAAAGAACAUGCAUUUGAUUUUAUUUAUUAAUUCUACUCAAUUUUAUUUGACCUAAUUCUUAAAUUUGCCUUAGCCUGCAAAGGCACUAUGAUAUACUGAAAAUCUUCUAGCAGUUAAUUUGCAAGGGUGUUGGGGCAUACCAGUAUCCAGAGAAAGGAGAUAUAGAAAAUAGUGUUGCAUUGCUAAUUUAAAGUUAAAUCAUGGUUCACAUCUGAUUUAAAUAUCAUCUUGAUUGAAAAUUUUGAUUUUUUCAUGCUAUUCUUUCCACUGGAUAUGUGAGAUGGCCCUGAUAUGAAUGGAGAGUUGACAAAAACUUGUGAAUCUGAAUUGCACAUUCCCACACCAUAGUAUUAUGCGGUAAUGCUGAGCAGUGCAACAAUGUGUUAUUUGAAAGAUCUACAUAUUCCAAUUUCCUUUUAUAGGAAGUUUCCAAUGCCGUGUACUCUAUUCAAAACUUCAUUAAAUGUGAUUGCUCUAUAGGUAAUAAACUAGAUAAUAUAUUGUGACUGAAAGAUUUAUUUAUGUUGAGGAUUGAGAUAAUGCUGCUAUUCUCUCUUUAAUGUUUCCACUGAUAAAGGCAAAACUAAGAACCUCAUGAGGUCAGUACUUUCUUUACAAAGCAAACAGAGAUAUCUAAAUAUCGUUGUAUCUCUCGUUUGCCAGGGAUGAAGAACUUUUCUUCUAUUCUCUUGGGCUGGGCCAUUUGAGAAUUUUAACUUGUAAAGCCAUGCAUGUCAGUCAUGUCAAUUUAGGCAGUAUGUUUUUUUCUCUCUCCUCUUGGAUGGUUAUAGGAUUCUCUGCCCUAUUCACCUAAAGAAUUUUUCUCGUGAUCCUUGCCUCAUUUGCUGAAAAAUGUUUAAACGGAUAGUAAGAUAAGCUUGUUGCAAGCAGUUUGUGUCAUUCAUUUAAGUCUCAGGCUGUGGUUUUUCAUUAUUCUAAAAUGUAUACAUGUGUAAUGUACUUGUGAUGUAUUGUUAUUUUAUUUUCUGUUGUACUUUUUAAAGUCAUAGUCUGUAUUAUACAUACAAAUAUUUUGCCAAGACUGAUAACAUCAGAUCACAAUUUCGAAGAUGCACAUGCAUUAUAUUUAACAUCUUCAAGCAUCAUUGUGUUGUGUAUCCUUGUUGGUUGGUUAUGGAAAACUUACUGACAAAUGCAUUUACUCCUUAGAAAAAGUAGUUUUUUGAGUAUGACUGAAAUAUAUUGUGAUUUGUGUGUGUAUGUUGAAUUCUAUGCAGCUGUGGGCAAUCCCAUAGAAUGUUUGAUUGGUACACUGUCUCAGUAGAACUAGUCUCAUUCUUCCCCUUGUUCUGUGGUAGUGGGAAUGUGUGUUAAGUGCCUGGUGAUAGAGGCGAAAUAGAUUGAGCUUGCUUUCAAGGAGUCUCUGUAUGUGACUUGUCAUGUCGUUUAUAUCAAAUGUUCUCCCCUUGUUCUUGAAUCUGCUACAAUGUAUGCAAGUAUUUGAUGGAAGUCUAGGAGAAAAUGAGGUGAUUAAUGCAACUACCAGUCCUCCCUUGCAAUUGUGGUCAGUGUAUUGCAUAGUGCUUGAAAUAUUAUUUCCAGUUAUGAGUGAGGCUACCUCUAUUUGUUUUUGCAAAUUCUUUGUUCUUAGGCAGUCGUAAAGAUUGUGUCUGAAUAAGCCAUCCAGAAAUACUACUGCAGGUGAUAAUAAUAUUAUUAAGUGUUCCUCUACUGUACAGCUCCAUUGGAAAUACUUGGAACAUAACAUGCUGUAGAGAACCUGUCUAGGGCCUAGGGUAGGUUUUUGCAGCAGAACCGUAAUUGGAGUACAGAGGAGGUUGUUGGCCUUGUUACUAAAGCAACAUAUUAAACCUUAACUGUAUAUUAUGUAUUUUUUGUAGUGCCCUAAUGUUAUUCAGAAACUCAAUAAAACAAAAAGUACCACUUGGAAGUCUUCUCAAACAGUAUUAACUGAAGAGAUGUUUCAUUGAUGGUGCAAAUGAAGAGUUGUGUGCACUACUGAACUAAAUUACUUGUAUUGCUAUAAGGCUACUUUUAAAAAAAAGGCACAGUCAGUUUCAAGUUACAUUCCCUGAGAUGAAUAAAUAAGAUAUUUUAGAAUGAGACCUGUCAUAUUAAAGAAAUACGUACAUAGCCUUAUGGUAUUACAAGUCAAAAACACUAACAGAUGUUGCAGUGAUAAAAUCCCUCAAAACAAGUUAUGCAAAACUCUUUUUGCAAAAGAACUUGUUAUUAGCAAUUUCUCUUGACUAUUCUUGAAUGUUGUAAUAAAUUAUACUAUUACAAAUUUUGAAUUUAUUUUUAUUCACUGGGGGGGGAAAAUCUGUUUAUCAUCUUCAAUUUUAAGAAGUAAUAAGAGAGAAUUAAUAAGAGUAACUUAUAGUUACAAUUUUAAUUAAACAGUGAACUCUACUUCUUGAGGGUAAAAGAAAUACUCCGUCAUUUCAUUGCCAAGCAUAAGUGUGUAUGACAAUUCAGCAUACUGCACUUUCAAGAUGUCAAGUGAAAUUGCAGCUGUCUUCCUUGCCAGCAAGGACCAUGGUUCAAUAUGUAUUAAUGGACAAAUCAGAGCAAUUGUGGCUGCUUGACUUGUAACUUAUAAAUAAUUGCAUAACAGUAGCUUCCCUCAAAGAAAUCAGUAACAAGCCUUGCAAUGAGAGCAAUCAACAGAGCAUGCAAUGUGCUCUGUGAAGGUAGUUUAUGAUUCCAUGAUGCAGGAGAGCAAACCACACCUGAAUCAAAGACAUGUGAAAAUUAUAAAUGUGUGCUUACUAAAAUGUAAAUCAUUUUGUUUUUUACCAAAACAUGCUGCUAAUUUGAAUCAUAAUGUACAUAUUAUGUUUUUAUAUAUACAUAUAUUUAUUAAGUAGAUUUGGGUCAUUCAUUGUUAGUGUCAAUAAAUAGAAUUCAAUAAAUCAAGCUGCCCCAUUGGUCGCUGGUCUGCUUCCUGUUGCAUGAGGGUUUCACAUUGUCCCAGUCUUUGCUCCAGGACCAGCGAAAGAUAUGUUUAAACAGCGCACAUGCUUCAUACCCACCUAUGCCAGGUUGUUAUCUGCAGAUUCUGAAAAUUGUUCAAUUGGAAUUCUGAUGUUUUGACAUACGGUUCACAGGUGGUGAUCCACAGGCAUUACAUAUUGAAUUUACUAUUAAAUCCAUUGCAUUCGAACCUAAUUAAUGAUUCAGGAGGGAUUGGCCAUUUCUAAGUUUAAUUUUAUAACAAAAGUUUUUUUAGGUUUUGCAAACAUUUUAUUUUACCUUUCCUCCAAUAAUCUAUAGUCUGAAUUAGUCACGAAAAUUAUUAAAUUUUAAUUGUAUUAUUGUGUGAAGGAAAUAUUGUAUUCAAAGUACCAGCAAAAUAAUUAACUUGUAAAUUAAGCAUCUAAAAAUUUAAUUCAGAACCUAUUCAAAAAGUUUGGAUUGAAAAGAAUGAACACAUUUCAUUUUGGUAGUUGCUCAAUACAAUCCAAAAAAGCUAUUUCCAUAUUUCCUUUUACAGUUGUAAGAACUUAAGUAUAAUUCUUGAAGAUGAUGUACAUGAAAAAAAAUUUAAAACUAUUUUACCAUGUGACCCAACAUUAUUCCUAAUACGUAUAAAUUAGUACUUUCCUUACAAGGAUCACCAAGUUCUAAGAUAACAAAAUUCUGACUUUAAAAGAAAUUGAAGCAUCUGAGCUAAGUCACAUUUAAUGGUAGUUUCAAAAGGUGAAGUUUUUGAGAAGCAAUCAGUUUGGCAAAAUUUGUUGCUACUAAUUGGGCAUGUGCAAACAUCUGCACUUUGUAAAUCAUUGUUUUAAAAGCACAUCCAUAUUGUAAG